GAAGUAGCCAAUGGGCAUCGAGCUGAGUGAAUUGCAGUUUGCUCGGCACAAUUUGAAUUUUCCAACGAGAGCGACCCAAACAGUGUGUGUGAGAUAAAGCAGCAUCGCGCCCAAAUCAGGUUGAAACCAUGAGCUGGGCGGUGGAGGAGUGGAAGGAUGGACUUCCAGGGAAAGCCCUGCAGAAGAUCCAGGAGAUGGAGGCCCAGCUGGACAAACUGAAGAAGGACAGGAACCAGAAACAGUUUCAGCUGGACUCCAUAGAGGCUGCCCUGCAAAAACAGAAACAAAAGGCGGACAGUGACCGCACCGAGACCUCUGCUUUGAAAAGAGAGAACCAAUCUUUAGUAGAGUCGUGUGACUCUCUGGAGAAAGCCCGUCAAAAGGUUGUCCAUGACCUCGGAGUCAAAGAGCAGCAGGUGAGCUACCUGGACGGUCAGCUGAACACCUGCAGGAAGACCAUUGAUCGACUGGAACAGGAGCUCAAGAAGUACAAAAGUGAACUGGAUCGUUCGCAGCCUGCUGGCUCUUCCUCCUCUGAGCUUCAGUCCUACACUACUCCACAGAAGAGUUUCUCUACCCCGGCUCCUGUACAAGCCUACAGACAGCAGGAUAACAAACUAGAUGAGCUCCAGGAGAAAUACAGCCAGGAGGUGGUAGAAAGAAAAAGGCUGGAGACUGAACUCAAAGUCCUGCAGGUCAAAAUGUUGAACCAGUCCUCACUCAGUGUAAGCCACAAGGACAUUGCUGCCCGCCAAGCUGGAUCUUCCAUAUUCCCAUGGCAACAGGAUCAGGCCCACAGCCGCCUGUCUCAGGAUGCAAUGGAAACGCCUCUGAAAAGGCGAGGAACAUCCCUGUGGGAGGCCCUCGAGGACACGCCCAUUAAAAGCAGCCAGUGGAUGAGCUCUUCCAAAGCAGUGCAGAGUCCCGGUGGAUCCUCCCAACAGAUGGAGCAGCUGAAGACCGUCAACCAAGACCUGCGUGGCCGUGUGUCAGAGCUGGAGAGGAAUCUGUCCACUCAGGAAAAAGAAAUUCGUAGCCAGGCCUCCAAGCUGCAGGAUCUCCAAACGCAACUGAACAAGGUCCGCAAAGAGCUCACUGAACGAGACAGAGACCUGGCCAAGACCAGCCAGGAGCUGAGUCAGGCCACAGACAGACACCAGCAGGUUGUGGCCAAGUGUUCAUCGGUUGAGCUGAAGCUGAAACAAGUCUCGGAGGAGAUGAGCUGUCAGAGGCACAACGCUGAGAGCUGCAAACGAGCCCUCGAGCAGAAACUCAAGGACCAAGAGAGAGACAGUCAAAAGGAGCUAGCCCAGCUGCAGACGUCUCACCAGGCUUUGGACCAACAGCUGAACCAGACCAGAACCAAGCUAACACAAGAGAUCCAACAGUCCAAAAAAGACCACAACGCACUGCAGGCUGACAUGGAGAAGAUGUCCUUCCAGAAGAGUCAGAUGGAUAAGGAGGUGGAGGAGCACAAACAGAAGCUGCUGAGGUCAGAGCAGAGCCUCCAGGUGACACAGACCAAAGAGCAGGACUUCCGCAAGAAAAUGGAGGAGCUGCAGAAAGAGAAGAACAGUGUGACUGUCCAGUUGGACCAGAGCAGCAGGCGUCUAAAUCAGCUGGAGGAAGAGAAGAAGAGCGCAGACCAGAGCUUCAAACGCACCCAGGGAGUACUGGAUGAUCUCAAAGCCAAAUCAGAAGGGCAGACGGAGGAGCUAAAGAGACUUCAGACUAACCUGGAGAAGCAGACUCGGGCUUCGGCCCGAGAGCUGGAAAACUCGAUAAAGACACUUUCUGAUGCAGAGACCAAAAAUGACAAAUCUCAGAGUGAACUGCAGAAGCAGAAACAAGAGACGGAGAGGUUGUCCAACAGGUUGACAGUAAUAGAGAAGGAGAGCCAAGAGCUGAAAUCCAAUCUCACUGCGAGUCAGAAUGAGAGUAAGGAACUGAAACAAGAACAUCAAGUUCUGCUGGAGUGGAAGACGGAGAAGGAGACUUUGAUUAAUGAAACUGAGGCUGUGCAAAAAAACCUCACGGACAAAAUUGGCGACUUGGAAAACAGAAUCAUCUUGCUGAAUGAGGCUAAUGAUGACGUUAAGAAGCAGCUCACGAGCAUAGAGGCCGACAAGGCCAGUCUGUCGGCUCACAUCGAUUCCUUGAAGGGAGAACUGCUCAACAAGAGCACAGAGUUGGAGGAGAGGGAGCAUCAAUACAACGAGCUCCAGUCUAAAUCCUCAGAGGCCGGACAGAAGCACACCAAAGACCUGGAGAAUGUCGCUGUGCAAGUGGCUCAGCUUGAAGCACAGGUCAAAGGUCUGGAGUUGCGGUUGCAAAAGGAGAUGACUCGAGCAGAGCAGGCUGAGAAGACCAACACAGAGCUGCAGGACGAGCACCAGGCAGCCUGCGACCUGGCUCGCUCCAAAGACCAGCUGGUCGACUUGGGCCAGGCGGAGAUCGGCCAGCUGAAGGAGAGUCUCGCUCACGCCACUGCACAGCAGGAGGAGCAAGCUGCCAGGUUGGUCGAGGAGAAGGCAGCCCUGCUGAAGCAGUGUGAGGACAGUGUUUCAGCAAAGGUCGAAGAGGUCGAGCAGCUCAAGCUGCAGUUGGAGGAAACCCAGCAAGAGCUGCUGCUAACCAAAAACAAGGUCAGUUCCACAGAUCAGUUCCUGAAGGUCCAGGAACAACUGGGAGCUGAGCUGCAGAAACAACUUAAAACACUGUCUGACAAUGAAGAGGAACACAAAAAGAUGCAUGAGAAGAACUCAGAAGAGCUCAAACAGCGAGAGGAGCAGCUGGAUGAUCUGCAGGGACAUGUAGGAGAGAAGGAGAAGCAGCUUAAAGAGGCUGAAGCUCAGAUUUUGUCUCUGGAGAAACAAAUGGCUGAGCUGGAAAAUGCAGUUCAAGAGACGAAGAAGGACGCUGGGAACCUCCAGCAGGCUCAUACUGAGAAGAUCAACAACCUUCUGGAGCAGAUAUCUUCCUUAGAAGAGGAAGUUACUGCCAGCAAAGAUGCAGCAGAGAAGCUGCCAGUCUUGAAGAAUGAAUUGGACGUGGUCACCCAGUCCCAUGCUGACCUUAAGAAGCAUCUAGAAGCUCUUGAGACGAGUCACUCCUCCACUAUUGAAAUAAAGUCCAACUUGGAGAACACCCUGAAGGAGAAAAUCAAUCUGAUCUUGACUUUGGAGAACGAGAUGAAAGAGCUCGCAGAGAAGACGAGCAAAGAGAAAGAGAGUCGGGCUGUGGAGGUAGAAAAUUUCCUCAACAAAGAGAAGAUCCUCAAAGAGAAGCUUGAAACAGCUAGGAAAUCAAUUUCUGCUGCUAAGAAGGAAUCAAGUUCUCGACGGGAUGAGUUCAAGAGCAUGAAGACGACUCUGACGGCCGCGUCACGUGGGUUAGAAGAGAGAGACGACUCCAUAAAGAGUCUGAAGGAGAAGCUGAAUAAAACUGAGGCAGAGCGCGCAAAAACAUCCGAUCUCCUGAAGGAGAAGAUACUUUCCAUGAACAAAAUCAAGGUUCAGCUGGAGAUGCUGCAAAUGGACCUGGAGGACAACGAGACGGUCAUGAACUCUUUUGACGGUCAGCUGGAGGAGCUGAAGGGAAGCAUAGCGUCUCUGGAGGCUCAGCUCGCUCACAACCAAACCCAGAUGUCUGACAUGGAGGCCCAGCUGGAGGACGGCAAAGCCCAGGUCUCUGUCUUGGAAACCCGUUUAGAGGAGGUCCAAUCUCAGAACUCUGUGCUGGAGACGCAGUAUGUCACAGCUAGGGAGGAGCUGAUGGAGCGGAGCUAUGAAAUAACUCGUCUGGAAGAGGACUCUGCCAAUCAAAAACAGCUGGAGGAGAGUGUUGCUACUCUAGAGUCUAAACUCUGUCAGACCACAGAGGAAAAUGUCAAGUUAGAGACAACUCUCAGGCAGACAAUUGAGGACAACGACAACAAUCUGAACCAGUUACAUCAAGAGAGAAACAACCUUGAGACUACGUUGAAACAGUUAACAGCUGACAAAGAGCGAGUAGAAACUGAAAUGAUUCAAGUAAAUGCAGAGAGGAAACAGCUGGAGGACAGUUUCAAAGAGCUGUCUGAGGAGAACAAACGACUGCAGACCAACAUUCAGCAGAGGAUCGAUCAACUGACCGCAGAGAAACAAGCAGCUGAAUCGACCCUGAGAGAGGUCAUCGAGCAGAAAGCCCAACUAGAUGCUACCCUCAAUCUGGUGAACGAGGACAAAGUCCAAGUCGAGGCUAAACUAAGUGAGCUAACCUCCGAGAAAAACAACUUGAUCACCGACUUCAAUCGAGUAGUUGAGGAAAAGCUUCAGCUGGAAGUUAACUAUAAUCAGCUGACUGGAGAAAACAUCAAACUACAAUCUAGUGUGAGUCAAGUAACCGAGGACAAGUUGCUGUUAGAAGACUGCAUAGAGAGGCGUGAAGAAGAGGUGGCUUCACUACAAGAGCAGCUCGGGAUGAGGGACAAGAGGACCGAGGAGGAGAACAGAGAGAGGAGCCAACAGUUUGAGGCGGAGCAGGCAGAACUGCGUCUGAAGUUAGCGAUCUUACAGAAUGAGCUGGCUGUGUUCAAGCAGCAGUACGACUCACUGCUGGAGCAGGUGGGCCAACAACACGGCCUCAUACAGCAGCUCUCACAAUCGCAAGGAACCCAGAGCCCAGGAGAGAACAGCAGCCACAUGGAGAACGAGGACACGGAUAUUGGGGCAGAAGCAGCAGGACAGACUGAUGUAGAGCCAACACUUGAAAUAAGCACCAACACUGAGGCCCCUCGAGUAACGGAGCAGCCGAGCCCUGAUGUGUCCGAACUGAGUGAACCUUCCCACCACGCUGACGAGGCCUUCGGCCCUGGUAGUGACACAGAGAUGGUGUUCAAGGAGGACAUCAGUGAGCAAGAGAUGAUCCCGGAACAACUGGACGAGGAGGAGGAGGCGUGUGUGGCUGGUGUUGAGGAAACGAGGGGUAACGAGGAGCAGCAUGCUCCAUCAGGUAGAAACAUUUUCAAUCUUCCUGAAGACAGCUGCAGUCCCAAAGAUGUUCCUGAGAGUAAACCUGAAAUAUGUGCGAUUCCUCUACCGUCGUGCUCCCCUGCGGCAGAGUCGUCCCAGGUACAAGAUGACCUCAACCGCUCCACAAAACAAGAACUCCAGACGCUUCGCUCAGAGUUUGACUUACUGGAGUCCGACCUCGCUCUGAGAACGGAGUUGACCUCUGAACUUAAAAUCCAAGUUCAGAACUUGGAGAAGAAACUUCAAGCGACGGAGGAGGAGGCACAGGGCGCGGCGCGUAAGCUCAACGUCGCUUUGGAGGAAAAGAAAGUCAGUGCUGACGAGUUGCGUCAGCUGUCAGACGAGAGGGAGACUUUAACUCAGCAGCUGCAAACGGCUAAAUUCCAGUUGGCUGAUGUGAUGGAGAUGCGGGAAGGACUGGAGAUGGCCAAAGGCGGAUGGGACGAGAAAUUCCUUCAGCAGGAGAGUGAGCUGAAGAGGGUUCGCUCUGAGAAAGCCAACCUGGAGCAGCACAUCCUGGGCAUGGAGUGUGAGCUGGACACCUUGCAGGGGGAGAGGAGCAAACUAGGGAAUGAGAUGGAUACACAGAGGAGGACUUGUUCAGGCAUGGAGCAGCAGAUAGAAACACUCAGGACAGAGACAACCCAACUGAGGACUGAACUUGUGUCCUGCUCCGAGGAGCGAGAUGACCUGAACCAGUCUUUGGGCCAAUGGAGAGAGAAAGUUCAUAGUCUGGACAAGACUAACUGCGACACCAGAAACAUCAUUUCUAUCCUGGAGGAUGACAUCAGAGCAGGCAGGAAGGAGUAUGAAGCCCUGCAAAGCAGCAUGGAGAAACUGAAGACAGACAGGCAGCAGCUGCUGGAGCAGGUUCAUACGCUGGAGCGGGCAAUAUCCCAACAGAGUGGAGAGAGAGAGGAUCUCAUCGGGCAGCUGGACAAGAUUCAUGAAGACCACACCUCGGCCGAUCAGAACACUGAGUCCAUGGUCGGCAAGAUACAGGCUUUAGAGGGAGAAGUGUGCCGCCUCUCACAGUCUCUGGAGUCUUCUCUACUGGAAAAAGGAGAGAUUGCCUCUCGUCUGAACUCCACUCAAGACGAGGUGAAGCAGAUGAGGACUGGUAUUGAAAAGCUGCAGGUCCGCAUUGAGUCGGACGAGAGGAAGAAGAAGAAGAUGGGAGAGCUGCUCAAAGCCGCCCAGAGGAAGUCUGAGUCACUGCAAGAUCGCAUUGAUGCCCUGGAGCGAGAGAAGGUGGACGAAGAGCAAAGUCUUGAGGAGGCUGUGAUUCAGGCCGAAACAGCCAAAGCUGAGCUGGAGGAGGAGAGGACAAAGGUGGAUGAGGAGAAGAGAGAGCUCAGCGAGAAACUGUCAGAGAUCUCUGCCACGCUGGACAACCUGAGAUCUGAGAAGGAACACAUGGAGAGGGAGCUGGAGACGAAAAACAGAGAGAUAGAAGAACUGAAGGCCGCUAAGGAGGAGCUGGAGAGAGGGUUGGAGAAGGCAGCGGUGGAUAGAAGAGACGAAGAGGAAAGACAGAAAUGCCGGGUAGAAGAGCUGGAGACUGGAAUGAGGGAGGAAGCGGAGAGGCAAACAAGACAAGUGGAUGACCUCCAGGCACAACUGGAAGCCUCACGACAGAGAGAGGCUUCCCUUGAGCAAAAGAGUGCAGAAAGAGAAGGGGAGAAAGAGAGGAUACAGAGUCUGCUGGUAGAGAUGGAGAAGGAAAGAAUCUGUCUGCAGUGUUCUCUGGAGGAGUGGCAGACCGAAGGAGAGGGGCUCCGCUCUCAGGGAGAGGAGUGGGAGAAAGAGAGAAACAACCUCAGGACCAGUAUUGAGGCUUUAGAAGAAGAAAUGAAGGAGCUUAAAACACUUAUAAAAGCUAAAGAGGAAGAGAGAGAAAUGCUGGAGAAGGAGGCCGAGCAGAGUCACGCAUCGGUAAAAUCCAUCUCCUCUCUUACGGCAGAAAAAGAACAGCUUGAAGAAGAAAAUGUACGGCUGGUAGAGGAAAAAGAGAAACUGAACUCGACCCUGUUUUCAGUGGAACAAGAGAGGGAUGAUUUGCAUUGCACUCUUGCAUCUGUAGAAGAAGAGCGAGCGAGGCUGGUGCAAGAGAGCGGCGUGUUAGCUGACGAGAAAGAGAAGCUUCAGUCCGGCCUCUCCUUGAUAGAAAAGGAGAAACGUGACAUGCAGCAAUCUCUUGCUUCAUUAAAGGAAGAGAAGGAAAGAAUAGAGGAGGAGAAACAGAAGUUAGAGGCUGAACAACAAGAACUGCAGGCUUCCCUUUCUUUGAUUGAGGUUGAAAAAAAGAACCUGUCUUCAGCUCUUUCUUCACUGGAACAAGACAAGCGAAGAGCAGAAGAAGAGCAAGAGAAACGCACAGAAGAACAACGCACUCUUCAGUCUGCAGUUGCCUCUAUGGAGAAGGAGUUGGAAACCUCCAAAGUGUCUGCCACACAGCUCAACGAGCAGGUGUCAGAGCUGACGUCUCAGGCCGCUCGUCUGUCUAAAGAGAGGGACUCUGCCCGGAGCAAGAUGAGUCUUUGGAUGAAGACCUGCAAACAGCAAGAGCAGGAGAAGCAGGAGAUGUUGAACCGCUCAGGUGACAGAAAUAGCAGCGAGGAGGUGCAGACUGAAGUGAACCAGCUGAAGAUGGAGGCAGAAAAGAGUGAGAAGGAAGUGGAAGAGCUGAAGACUGCUCUGCAGCAGAAGACUGUGGAGGCAGAAGAAAAAAGAAUGGAGUCACAACAGAAAACUAAGGAGGUGGAAGAACUUGAAGCUGCCCUUGAUGGAAGGAAGAAGGAGUUAGAAGAGGGAAACGGAGAGCUGCAGGAGAUGAAGAGUGAGUUGGAGGAACUCAACAAAAUCCUGGAGGAGAAAAGCAAGGAGGCGGAUGAGAGCAUCGAUAAAUACUGCAGCCUGAUGGUUAAAGUCCACAAACUGGAAGAGACCAAUGAUUCCCUGACGACCCGGCUGGAGCAGUUCACUGCUAGCCAACCUGCUAACGAAGCUAACGUCCACUCUAGCAGCACUGGCGGUACUCGCCGCCGGCGCUCGGAAAGGAAGUCUACCUCCAAACAUCAGGAAGAAAAACUGACUGAGAACACGGCUCCUUCCACACCGCAGAGGUCUCCUCAGGGGUCAUCUUCAGGGAAACGGGGUCACCGUGACAUCAGUAACAAAGACAGCGCCCAGGAGGUCCUGCUCAACCUGACAAAGAAGAUCAAAGCCAACGCAGUGCCGACACCCAAACCAAGAACUGAACAGGAAGACGAUGAGUUCAGACCUGAGGGGCUUCCUGAGCUGGUGCAGAGAGGAUUUUCUGAUAUUCCUCUGGGGGAGGCCAGUCCGUUCAUCAUGAGGAGAACCACAGUGAAGCGCUGCAGUCCUCGACUGGCUGCCAGACAGACUGUUUCCACAUCUGACUGCAAGGCUUUGGGGUCCAUCCCCUGUCUCUCCCCGAGUGGCGAAGAGAAACAAACACGUCGCUCACGGAGUUUACAUCAGACGCCAGAACCGAAAGAGAAACAAGAAGACAACUGUCAAGUCCAGUAGAUUAAUGUACACACACACACACACACACACACACAGUCUUGCACUUGUGAUUUAAUUGUAGAAAUAUUCACAUGCACAUAAUUAAUAUUAACACUCCACUUUGUUUUUUUAAGACACAUUGAACGUUAAAGUAAAGUCACGAUCAUUUUAAAGUGGAACACUUACAAUGCACCUUUUCUUUCUUUUUGGGGGGUGUGCAGCUGUGUGUGUCACUUUCUUCCUGGAACUGCAAAAGACACAACGACACGUUACCCGUCGUUGUCUUCGUUCUCUCUUAAAGUCAUGUGGGGGGAAAAUAAUCACUAAUCCAAGAAGUGCUGAUUUUCUUCAUAGCACCAUUUUUCAUUAUACGAUUUAUUUUCAUGAAACUCUUUUGAAACGUCAGACACGCGUUUUUAGAAAGAAUCCGUGUCAUGUGAUGCUUCUGAAUGUAAAGCAGCCCGACUGGUCUGUUCUUCAUGGCGUCACAUUGUCUUUAACACUCACUGGUUUAACUUUAUUUUCUUUUGUACUGUCAUUGUGUUCUUCGUGUGUGUGAGAGAGAUCUUGAACUUUGUACAGAGUAGAUAAUAUACAGUAUAACAGCUACGCGUCAUCCCUCUAUUAGUCCUGUAACAUAUUAAAUAAUCGCUAAUGGCAGCUAAGAUUUCUUAGAUUUUCUCCUCUGACUUUAAUAUUUUCUAGAUAUUUUUAUAGUUAAAGUAAAGAAAACAAUGUUUUGUUUGAACUUUUUCUUUUUACUAUUCUUUGCAGCAAAUGUUGAAAGCAGAUCUGCAUUUUAUAUGUUUCAGUUUUUUAAAUUUAGCUUUAGUUUAUAAAUGUUUCUGAUCAUUGUAAAUAGUUCAUUGACCCUUUUUUUUAUACUAAACUGUAACUGCUU
Cottoperca gobio is the source of this 9444-nucleotide messenger RNA. It is a transcript of the gene cenpf, whose product is annotated as centromere protein F. Gene Ontology annotation, biological process: mitotic cell cycle; metaphase chromosome alignment; regulation of G2/M transition of mitotic cell cycle. NCBI's taxonomy places the organism in Eukaryota, Metazoa, Chordata, Actinopteri, Perciformes, Bovichtidae. Gene Ontology annotation, cellular component: chromosome, centromeric region; spindle pole; nucleus. Gene Ontology annotation, molecular function: transcription factor binding; microtubule binding; dynein complex binding. The record is from RefSeq and is a predicted model, not a curated record.